Messenger RNA from Toxotes jaculatrix (banded archerfish), 1683 nucleotides. RefSeq names its product SHC-transforming protein 3-like. The transcript is spliced from 12 exons. The record is from RefSeq and is a predicted model, not a curated record. The coding region runs from base 1 to 1683 and encodes 560 amino acids. Gene Ontology annotation, cellular component: plasma membrane. NCBI's taxonomy places the organism in Eukaryota, Metazoa, Chordata, Actinopteri, Toxotidae. Gene Ontology annotation, molecular function: receptor tyrosine kinase binding. Gene Ontology annotation, biological process: intracellular signal transduction; cell surface receptor protein tyrosine kinase signaling pathway.
AUGCUGAAGCGCACCAAAUACAGUCGUCUGCGCAACGAUUCGCUGACGUCUCCAGAGGAUCGGCCCCAAAGAAUGCUGCCCCUGAAGAGGGAACUCCGCUUGGACUCAGAUUUUGCCCAGCUGGAUCCUGGGAUGCCGUCACACCACGGACCGUCCACUCUGAAGGACUUCAUCCCCCGUGUGGCCAACAUCCGACUGCAAAGUCCUAUUUCUCUGCGGGGCCUGAGGGGACAGACAAAUACAGCUGGGGACAGAACCACUGAUGGACACACUGACAGACCAUUGUCCAGAACAGAGUGGGGCUCAGGACCUAAUGAGAGAUUUUGUAGCCAACCUUUCCUCAGUGUCCCCCUUUCCACUGGUCAAAGCCUAACUCACUCGGCUCUGCGCUGCACAAAAAGACCCAUCACCCUGCAUCGGAUGGCCAGCCUCCCCUGGACCCCCAGCUGUCCUCCUUGCUCACAGCACAGAGAUGGUCUGUGCUGUUUCAAGACUUCCUCUGCAGCAGAUGACUGUACAGUGCUGGGGACAGCAAAUACAGUGGUUCACCAUCACAUCAAGUACAUGGGCAGCGUGGAGGUGACCCAGUCCAUGAGAACCCUCGACUUUGAUAUGAGAAUGCAAGUCACACGAGAGGCAAUCAGCAGACUGUGUGAGAAGAGAUCAGCCAAGACAACAGUGAAGACGAAAAGGUCUGUAUGUAAGGGGCCAUCUGCUAUUCUGGGUCAAAUCAACCUGCAGUUUUCUGGGAGCAGGAUCAUCCUCACUGUCUCCACAGAGAGUGUGACUCUGAUCGCUGCCUCCUCCUUACAGAAGAUUGCCCACCACCCCAUGCAGGCCAUUUCAUUUGCCUCAGGAGGAGACCCAGAUGUGGUGGAUUACAUCGCUUAUGUUGCAAAGGACUUCACCAAUCAGAGAGCAUGUCACAUCCUGGAGUGUCCCCAGGGUCGGGCCUGCGAGGUUAUCAAUAGCAUCGGUCAGGCCUUUGAGACUCGUUUCCGCCAGCUUCUCAGCCACACGCCAUCGCUCCUCUCCACCAAUCCCAGGUCAGCAGUGCGAAUCUGCCACAACUGGAGCCCAGAGGAGACAAUAACAGACCAACAGUCCAAGCAGGAAAGUGAAGUCAGUGAGCACUGCAACUACUAUAAUGUGAUCCCAGGAAAGACGCCGCCUCCUGGGGGAAUAGAGGACGUCCGCAUCCCGAGGGAGGAGAACAAGCAAGACGCUGACACACAGGGGCUUCAUUUGCCUCGGCCUGUUUCACUGUAUGAGAACUGCUCCAUCACAGAAGAAGCUUCAGCUCCACCUACAGUGGGAUCUGAGGUCAGUGCUGACCAGUGUACUGCUCCUCUCUCUGAGUCACCAAUCCAGGAUCUGAUCCAGGAGGAAGGCUGGUUCCAUGGCAGGUUAGGAAGAAAGCAGGCAGAAUCACUUCUCACCUGUAGUGGGGAUUUCCUGGUCAGAGAGAGCAGCUCUGCCUCCGGUCAGUAUGUACUCAGUGGUAUGGAGGGAGCCACCGUGCGGCACCUACUGCUGGUCGAUCCACAUGGACAGGUGCGGACCCGUGAUCAGGUGUUUCUGAGUGUUGGUCACCUGGUGCGUUUCCACAUGGAGAACCAGAUGCCCAUCAUUUCUGGAAGCAGUGAGCUGCGUCUGAAACAGCCAAUCCUGCAAAGACACUAA